Molecule: messenger RNA, 1719 nt
Organism: Penicillium canescens
Lineage: Eukaryota; Fungi; Ascomycota; Eurotiomycetes; Eurotiales; Aspergillaceae
Product: ankyrin repeat domain-containing protein
Exons: 4
Coding region: 1-1719 (572 amino acids)
Molecular function (GO): protein binding
Source: RefSeq, a predicted model, not a curated record
AUGACGGCUAAGUCAGAGGAAGCCAUCUGCAGCGUCGCGGCUCUCGCUACCCAACUGGGCAAUCAGAUCUCCGUGCACAUGCUCAAGUAUAUCAGCACUACCAAAGACCUACCCGACGGUUUUCGCGAGCUUUCCCAUACGUUCCUCGAUACCUGUCGUACACUGUGGGCCAUUGAAGCCGGAGUGACCGAAUUAGCCGCCGCCAAUCGCGCCCUGCCCGAGGUGAUAAUUGAAGAGGUGGAAAAGAAAUUUGUUUCCACUUACCGCGACUUUCAACAACUUGACAAGGUCAUUUUGAAACUUGUUCAUUAUGAGCAUCGCGGGACACUGGGAAAGCUGCAGCGAGGAUGGCAUCGACCCGGCCAUGAACUCAGCCGCAUUCACGAGUCACUGAAGAAGGCCACCGAAACCCUUCGGAUCAGCGGCAUGGCCUUCCAUUGGUCCCUCGGAGACGCACACCCAGAAGAGUCAGUAGGCACUGGGUAUGCAGGCUUAGCUGCUGCGCUCGACCGCGUAUCUAAAGGCCGCUCCGUGAUGGGCAUAAACAAGGCCAAGACUUUUGAAUCUGAGCGGUCCGUACCAUCGAUCCAAAGUCAGUUGCCUGAUUCAAUGCGGUCGACACCAUCCGUGCCUCCGAAGGAAUCAUUCACCGCCGCCCGACCCAGCCAAGGCCUUCGUCAACAAGAUCCUGAAAUUAACACGGAUGAUAUGUCCUCCGUCCUAUCUCUGAACGGCUAUUCCGAGCCCGAUUCCGCCAGCGCCAGGCUAACGCAGACUCUGCUCGCCCAUGGCGUCAAUCUGGAAGAUGAGACGCGCAAUGGCACAACGUUACUGAUCGAAGCAAUUCGCAAGCGAGCACCGCAGCAAGCCAUCGAAACCUUGCUCAAUUCCGGCUGUGACCCCAACCGCAAAGACGACCACGGCAAGACAGCGCUAUGCGAAGCCGUACAAAGCGACCAACCAGCCAUCGUGACCACUCUAUUAAAUCAGGACGCGAAUCCAAACAUGCCAGGACCUGAACACGUCCUCUGGUCCGCCGUCCACCGCCCAGGCUGCCUGCGCAUCCUGCUCGCGCGCGGCGCUGACGUUCGAAAGACUCCUGGCCUGAUGGAGCAGGCGACAAAGAUGCUAGGCUGGUUACUAGCGCAUGGUGCCGAUCCCAACCUACGCGGCCAAGACUGGCCCGUGUAUAUGGCGACUCAGUCGCCGAGCAUGCUACGGCUCCUGCUACCCAGCAUAACAGACCUAUCCGCGCACAAGGGCGUCAUGGAGAAAGCAGUUCAAGCCAACCAACUAGAAAACGUCAAACUACUCCUCGCCGCCGGCGCCAAUGUAGAGUGGAAAAACGGCGGCGUGUUCUCACCGCUGACGACAGCGCUGCGCGAGCGCUACUGGGUCAUUGUGCGUUAUCUUUUGGACGAGGCUGGUGCCGACCCCAAUGCUCCUGGUGAACAUCUGCCUCUCGUCAAGGCGAUAAGACGAUGCGACGAUGCUACUCCUGGAAAGGGGGCUGACCCAAAUAAAUGCUAUCGCGACUGGAACGCUAUCAUGCAGGCCAUUGAAGACCGCGAUCUCCGGUUGCUGCAGCUCUUGAUCGAGAAGGGCGGUCGGGCUAAUCUUGCUCAGAAAGACGAGAUGGACAAGACAGUCUUGGAUAUGGCCAAUUCGUCUGGUUGGCUGGAAGGGACUGAGGUUCUGUUAAAUAAUGCUCAUCAGUGA